Molecule: messenger RNA, 1058 nt
Organism: Closterium sp. Naga37s-1
Lineage: Eukaryota; Viridiplantae; Streptophyta; Zygnematophyceae; Desmidiales; Closteriaceae
Source: the annotation of a GenBank genome assembly
AUCUGGACGCGAUUGUCUCAGCCAUCGUCUACUCCUUUUUCCUGGACCAUUCAGAGCCGCCCAGCGCGCGGGCGGCGGGGCUUUGUCUGCUUCCGCUGGUGCACACGAGCCGGGCGGACUUCCACCUCCGCACCGAUGCAGCGUGGCUGCUGCAGGCCAUGGGGGUGGACACACAGGCGCUCUUGUUUCUUGACGAGGUUGAUCUGCGCAAGCUGCAUGGGGAGGGGCGGCUGCAAGUGGUGCUGUAUGGUCACAACAAGAUGCCUGCUACUAUUGAGGGCAUGGAAAAGGCUGUGGCGGAAAUCAUUCCGCGGGAAACAGGAACGGUCAUCUCACAUCCCAUCUUCCCGCGAACAGCAGAAGAGGGCAGCAGCUGUGCCACCAUGCUAGCUCGCCGCCUCUCAGAGGAGGCCCCUCACCUCCUCCUCAACACCGCUCUUGCACGCCUGCUGCUCGCAGCCAUUCUCACGUGCACCAACAACCUGGAUCCAGGGCAGAGCAGCGAGGUGGAUGCCAGCAUGGCAGCGUUCCUGGCCGUUGGAUCGAGGUGCCUCGGGCGAAACGUUUUCUAUGAGAUUUUGCGAGACAAGAAAUACAACCAGGCAUCGCUCACUACUGAGGAACUCCUUAGGGCGGAUAUAGUGCAGCAUGCCAUGGGACCCGGUGUGCGCGGCAAGAAGGGCGGGGAGGUGCUGAACGUGGCGAUAUCAAAUGUGGGAAGCUCCACAUCGCAGCUGGUCAACAAGGACGCCAAGUUUGAGGAGAUUCUCAAGCAGUUCCUCUCCACUCGCUCGCUGCACCUGCUGGUCAUCCUCUCUACAUACUAUUCUGAAACCAGCAAACGCUUCAAGAGGGAGCUGGUGCUGGCGACCCCUCUCGCCUCGCUCUCCUCGGGCCUCUCCUUCUUCCUCCAGAAGGAAUCGCACGACCUGCGCCUGCGACCCGUCACCAUUCGAGGCAUGCCCAAUUGGCUCAAGGCGUUCACGCUCGGUAACCCUGUUACCACACGCACUGAUGUGGAGCACCUGCUUGUUGAGUAUUUUGAGGACGGAAGGUGA